AGUUGCGCUUCUGGCGAUGGCGAUCAGAGGUCCUGCUGCGCUCUCCGCCGCGCUCUACCUCCAUUAGCCGCGCUGCGCGGUGCUGCGCCCUCGCCGGUGCCUCUCUCCUGGGUCCCAGGAUCGGCCCCCACCAUCCAGGCACGACCCCCUUCCCCGGCCCCUCGGCCUUUCCCCCAACUCGGCCAUCUCCGACCCGGGGCGCGUGUUCCCCCCGGCCCGGCGCCUUCUCUCCCUCCGGGGGCACCCGCUCCCUAGCCCCGGCCCGGCCCUCCCCGCGGCGCAGCACGGAGUCUCGGCGUCCCAUGGCGCAACCUACGGCCUCGGCCCAGAAGCUGGUGCGGCCGAUCCGCGCCGUGUGCCGCAUCCUGCAGAUCCCGGAGUCCGACCCCUCCAACCUGCGGCCCUAGAGCGCCCCCGCCGCCCCGGGGGAAGGAGAGCGCGAGCGCGCUGAGCAGACAGAGCGGGAGAACGCGUCCUCGCCCGCCGGCCGGGAGGCCCCGGAGCUGGCCCAUGGGGAGCAGGCGCCCGGUGCCGGCCACGACGACCGCCACCGCCCGCGCCGCGACCGGCCGGUGAAGCCCAGGGACCCCCCUCUGGGAGAGCCCCAUGAGGGCAGGAGAGUGAUGGAGAGUACGCCCAGCUUCCUGAAGGGCACCCCAACCUGGGAGAAGACGGCCCCAGAGAACGGCAUCGUGAGACAGGAGCCCGGCAGCCCGCCUCGAGAUGGACUGCACCAUGGGCCGCUGUGCCUGGGAGAGCCUGCUCCCUUUUGGAGGGGCGUCCUGAGCACCCCAGACUCCUGGCUUCCCCCUGGCUUCCCCCAGGGCCCCAAGGACAUGCUCCCACUUGUGGAGGGCGAGGGCCCCCAGAAUGGGGAGAGGAAGGUCAACUGGCUGGGCAGCAAAGAGGGACUGCGCUGGAAGGAGGCCAUGCUUACCCAUCCGCUGGCAUUCUGCGGGCCAGCGUGCCCACCUCGCUGUGGCCCCCUGAUGCCUGAGCAUAGUGGUGGCCAUCUCAAGAGUGACCCUGUGGCCUUCCGGCCCUGGCACUGCCCUUUCCUUCUGGAGACCAAGAUCCUGGAGCGAGCUCCCUUCUGGGUGCCCACCUGCUUGCCACCCUACCUAGUGUCUGGCCUGCCCCCAGAGCAUCCAUGUGACUGGCCCCUGACCCCGCACCCCUGGGUAUACUCCGGGGGCCAGCCCAAAGUGCCCUCUGCCUUCAGCUUAGGCAGCAAGGGCUUUUACUACAAGGAUCCGAGCAUUCCCAGGUUGGCAAAGGAGCCCUUGGCAGCUGCGGAACCUGGGUUGUUUGGCUUAAACUCUGGUGGGCACCUGCAGAGAGCCGGGGAGGCCGAACGCCCUUCACUGCACCAGAGGGAUGGAGAGAUGGGAGCUGGCCGGCAGCAGAAUCCUUGCCCGCUCUUCCUGGGGCAGCCAGACACUGUGCCCUGGACCUCCUGGCCCGCUUGUCCCCCAGGCCUUGUUCAUACUCUUGGCAACGUCUGGGCUGGGCCAGGCGAUGGGAACCUUGGGUACCAGCUGGGGCCACCAGCAACACCAAGGUGCCCCUCUCCUGAGCCGCCUGUCACCCAGCGGGGCUGCUGUUCAUCCUACCCACCCACUAAAGGUGGGGGUCUUGGCCCUUGUGGGAAGUGCCAGGAGGGCCUGGAGGGGGGUGCCAGUGGAGCCAGCGAACCCAGCGAGGAAGUGAACAAGGCCUCUGGCCCCAGGGCCUGUCCCCCCAGCCACCACACCAAGCUGAAGAAGACAUGGCUCACACGGCACUCGGAGCAGUUUGAAUGUCCACGCGGCUGCCCUGAGGUCGAGGAGAGGCCGGUUGCUCGGCUCCGGGCCCUCAAAAGGGCAGGCAGCCCCGAGGUCCAGGGAGCAAUGGGCAGUCCAGCCCCCAAGCGGCCACCGGACCCUUUUCCAGGCACUGCAGAACAGGGGGCUGGGGGUUGGCAGGAGGUGCGGGACACAUCGAUAGGGAACAAGGAUGUGGACUCGGGACAGCAUGAUGAGCAGAAAGGACCCCAAGAUGGCCAGGCCAGUCUCCAGGACCCGGGACUUCAGGACAUACCAUGCCUGGCUCUCCCUGCAAAACUGGCUCAAUGCCAAAGUUGUGCCCAGGCAGCUGGAGAGGGAGGAGGGCACGCCUGCCACUCUCAGCAAGUGCGGAGAUCGCCUCUGGGAGGGGAGCUGCAGCAGGAGGAAGACACAGCCACCAACUCCAGCUCUGAGGAAGGCCCAGGGUCCGGCCCUGACAGCCGGCUCAGCACAGGCCUCGCCAAGCACCUGCUCAGUGGUUUGGGGGACCGACUGUGCCGCCUGCUGCGGAGGGAGCGGGAGGCCCUGGCUUGGGCCCAGCGGGAAGGCCAAGGGCCAGCCGUGACAGAGGACAGCCCAGGCAUUCCACGCUGCUGCAGCCGUUGCCACCAUGGACUCUUCAACACCCACUGGCGAUGUCCCCGCUGCAGCCACCGGCUGUGUGUGGCCUGUGGUCGUGUGGCAGGCACUGGGCGGGCCAGGGAGAAAGCAGGCUUUCAGGAGCAGUCCGCGGAGGAGUGCACGCAGGAGGCCGGGCACGCUGCCUGUUCCCUGAUGCUGACCCAGUUUGUCUCCAGCCAGGCUUUGGCAGAGCUGAGCACUGCAAUGCACCAGGUCUGGGUCAAGUUUGAUAUCCGGGGGCACUGCCCCUGCCAAGCUGAUGCCCGGGUAUGGGCCCCCGGGGAUGCAGGCCAGCAGAAGGAAUCAACACAGAAAACGCCCCCAACUCCACAACCUUCCUGCAAUGGCGACACCCACAGGACCAAGAGCAUCAAAGAGGAGACCCCCGAUUCCGCUGAGACCCCAGCAGAGGACCGUGCUGGCCGAGGGCCCCUGCCUUGUCCUUCUCUCUGCGAACUGCUGGCUUCUACCGCGGUCAAACUCUGCUUGGGCCAUGAGCGAAUACACAUGGCCUUCGCCCCCGUCACUCCGGCCCUGCCCAGUGAUGACCGCAUCACCAACAUCCUGGACAGCAUUAUCGCACAGGUGGUGGAACGGAAGAUCCAGGAGAAAGCCCUGGGGCCGGGGCUUCGAGCUGGCCCGGGUCUGCGCAAGGGCCUGGGCCUGCCCCUCUCUCCAGUGCGGCCCCGGCUGCCUCCCCCAGGGGCUUUGCUGUGGCUGCAGGAGCCCCAGCCUUGCCCUCGGCGUGGCUUCCACCUCUUCCAGGAGCACUGGAGGCAGGGCCAGCCUGUGUUGGUGUCAGGGAUCCAAAGGACAUUGCAGGGCAACCUGUGGGGGACAGAAGCUCUUGGGGCACUUGGAGGCCAGGUGCAGGCGCUGAGCCCCCUCGGACCUCCCCAGCCCAGCAGCCUGGGCAGCACAACAUUCUGGGAGGGCUUCUCCUGGCCUGAGCUUCGCCCAAAGUCAGACGAGGGCUCUGUCCUCCUGCUGCACCGAGCUUUGGGGGAUGAGGACACCAGCAGGGUGGAGAACCUAGCUGCCAGUCUGCCACUUCCGGAGUACUGCGCCCUCCAUGGAAAACUCAACCUGGCUUCCUACCUCCCACCGGGCCUUGCCCUGCGUCCACUGGAGCCCCAGCUCUGGGCAGCCUAUGGUGUGAGCCCGCACCGGGGACACCUGGGGACCAAGAACCUCUGUGUGGAGGUGGCCGACCUGGUCAGCAUCCUGGUGCAUGCCGACACACCACUGCCUGCCUGGCACCGGGCACAGAAAGACUUCCUUUCAGGCCUGGACGGGGAGGGGCUCUGGUCUCCGGGCAGCCAGGUCAGCACUGUGUGGCACGUGUUCCGGGCACAGGACGCCCAGCGCAUCCGCCGCUUUCUCCAGAUGGUGUGCCCGGCCGGGGCAGGCGCCCUGGAGCCUGGCGCCCCAGGCAGCUGCUACCUGGAUGCAGGGCUGCGGCGGCGCCUGCGGGAGGAGUGGGGCGUGAGCUGCUGGACCCUGCUCCAGGCCCCCGGAGAGGCCGUGCUGGUGCCUGCAGGGGCUCCCCACCAGGUGCAGGGCCUGGUGAGCACAGUCAGCGUCACUCAGCACUUCCUCUCCCCUGAGACCUCUGCCCUCUCUGCUCAGCUCUGCCACCAGGGACCCAGCCUUCCCCCUGACUGCCACCUGCUUUAUGCCCAGAUGGACUGGGCUGUGUUCCAAGCAGUGAAGGUGGCCGUGGGGACAUUACAGGAGGCCAAAUAGAGGGAUGCUAGGUGUCUGGGAUCGGGGUGGGGACAGGUAGACCAGGUGCUCAGCCCAGGCACAACUUCAGCAGGGGAUGGCGCUAGGGGACUUGGGGAUUUCUGGUCAACCCCACAAGCACCACUCUGGGCACAAGCAGGGCACUCUGUUCCCCUCCCCCUUAAGCCAACAACCACAGUGCCACCAAGCUCACACCUGUCCUUCUCAGGCUGGCAUCUCCCCCACCCUGUGCCCCUUUUCAUGGUACCAGGCCCGCACUGGGGGCAAUUGACUUCCUCCAAUCCCCACUCCUCCGAGACCCAGGAGACAAACAGCCCUUCCUUGGGGAAACUUGGGAAUCAUUCUGGCUUAAACAACACCUCCUCCUGCUGCUCACUCCCGCUGAGCCCACUCUACUGCCCCAGCUCCGUUUCUACCACCGCAUCCUCACUGGGCUCACUGCAGGCAUGCUGAACAAGGGGCCUCCAACCUUCUGCCCUCCUGCCAAAAGAUCUGGGGAGUGUGAGGAGAGGGUGGCAUCAGGAGCUGCUCAGGCUUGGCGGAGGGAGCGGCAUGGGCGAUGUCACUCAGCCCCUUCCCGGUCCGCCCGCUUCCCUCCUUCAUGAUUUCCAUUAAAGUCUGUUGUUUUGUGACUGCUGCCAGUGUGGUUGGCCCUGCCCCUGCAGGCCACAUGGUCCAGGGAGGGAGGGGGACAUGGAAAUCUGCCUUAGAGACAAAUGGAGUAGGGCAGCCCGGAGCUGGGGCCCAAGGGACAGGACACCACUGCCUGCUCUUCGUCUGGGGCCUGGGGCCUUGCCUCCCACUGAGGAGACUUUGGGUGGGGUGGGGGGCUGUCCCCCAAAGAUGCUCCUGAGUGCAAGAGCAGGCAAGGCAGAGUCCUGGGGCACAGCCACGAGGUGACCUCCCUGUGCAGAGACUCCCGAGCCCUACUCCACCCAGCAAGCUCCAGUCCGCCCCAUCUCUCCCGUCUACCCUGACCUGGAGAUCCAGAAGUAUGGCCCAGAAGAGCCCUUGCCCCGCCUGUCUGCCCUUGGUGGCAGUGGCCAUGGCCGACGCCAGGCCCAGCCACCCUGGGACUGAGCCUGACUGCUUCAGACAGCCGACCCCUCCUUGUCCCCGCUCCACGCCCGCAGCCUCCUGGUGGCGCUCCGCCCUCUCCCGCUUCCUUUGUGUAUCUCAGCCCUACAAAGAAAAACACUCCCACUCUUGUCAUACCUAAUUGUUCCUGCUGUGGUUUGGGGAAUUUUUUUUAUUAAAUAAAGUUUUUUAUUAUAAGGGUAA
Homo sapiens (human) is the source of this 5474-nucleotide messenger RNA. It is a transcript of the gene HR, whose product is annotated as HR lysine demethylase and nuclear receptor corepressor. Gene Ontology annotation, cellular component: nuclear body; nucleus. The transcript is spliced from 19 exons. Gene Ontology annotation, biological process: chromatin remodeling; negative regulation of DNA-templated transcription. NCBI's taxonomy places the organism in Eukaryota, Metazoa, Chordata, Mammalia, Primates, Hominidae. Gene Ontology annotation, molecular function: transcription corepressor activity; histone H3K9 demethylase activity; histone H3K9me/H3K9me2 demethylase activity. The coding region runs from base 624 to 4193 and encodes 1189 amino acids. The record is from RefSeq and is marked reviewed.